Molecule: messenger RNA, 1247 nt
Organism: Limanda limanda (common dab)
Lineage: Eukaryota; Metazoa; Chordata; Actinopteri; Pleuronectiformes; Pleuronectidae
Product: probable N-acetyltransferase camello
Exons: 4
Coding region: 362-1036 (224 amino acids)
Molecular function (GO): N-acetyltransferase activity
Source: RefSeq, a predicted model, not a curated record
ACAAGUUAAAAUGUCUUCUUCUGCUUUUUGGGAUAAUUACAGCGGUGGUCAACAACUAGGUCACACUUCAGGCUAAAAUCGCAGCAAGAUUAUUUUGAUAAUUCUAUUUUUGGUAUUUCAAAAAAUCUGAUUCGACAUCUUUCGGGCAGAUAAACCAGGUCAUUGCAUGGCAAAUGAACAGUACAUCGGACAGCUCAAAGAGACGUUUGCCACCAGUGUCCCAAGUCGAAUUGCUGCUUUCUUUGCGGAGCCAAUCCAGGGCGUUGGAGGAGCUGUGCAGUACCCUAAAAACUUCCUGAAGGAGGCUUAUACACUUGUGAGAGAGAGAGGAGGGGUCUGCAUCGCUGAUGAGAGUUGAGCCAUGGCCAACAUUCAGAUCCGCAAAUACCGAGAGGACGAUUCCGAGGCAGUGAAGGAGAUCUUCACCAUGGGGAUGAGCAAGCACAUCCCUUCGUCCUUCAUGCACGUCCUGAAGCAGCCGCUCAUGCAGAUGGUGCUGAUGAUCGUCUUCUGCGCUCUCAUGACCAGCUCCAAGUCCUUCCUGCUGCCCAUCCUGGCGCUCACCCUGUGCCUAGCCGGGGCGCGGCAGUUUGUGGUCUACAUUUUCAACCAGUGCAUCGACUCCUCCCUCAAGAAGGACCUCAACAGCAUCAGUGAGACCUACCUGAGCCAGAAGGACUCUGGUUUCUGGGUGGCUGAGAGCGAUGGCCAGGUGGUCGCCACAGUGGCGUGCCUCCCCGCCCCGGAGGCGCCCGGGUGCCUGGAGCUGAAACGCAUGUCCGUGUGCCGCAGUCACCGCAGGAUGGGCAUCGCUAAGACUCUGUGUCAGACAAUUACUGAUUUCACUCGUGAGAGGGGCUACGCAGCCGUCAUUCUCCGAACCUCUGUGGUACAGACGGACGCUCAGAAGCUCUACGAGAACCUGGGCUUCCAGAAGAUAAGAGAGUUUGCUAUUCCCGAAUUUCCUGCCAAAAUCCUAAACAUCAAUAUGCUUGAGUACAGACUGGAUUUACAGAAAGACGGGAAAACUGACUGACUCGAGCAGAGAGACGAUUUCAGGUCCACUCUAACAUUCAUUAACCCAGUUUCAUCAGUGCUGAGGUUUCUCUAGCACGCGUUGCACAACUGAAUCAACAAAUCAUUAUUGUUUUCAAAAGCUCUUUUUAAAAAUAGUCAGUCACUUGUAAUACAGUGGAAACUGCUUAUAGUGAUCACGUUGGUCCCAGGUCUUUCUCUGUUAAUUAUUA